Molecule: messenger RNA, 507 nt
Organism: Didymodactylos carnosus
Lineage: Eukaryota; Metazoa; Rotifera; Eurotatoria; Philodinida; Philodinidae
Source: the annotation of a GenBank genome assembly
AUGAUACAAGUGCUCACGUUGUUCAUAUGCGCUGUACAAGUCGUCAAUAUAACUGUUCCUGUCCCAACAUAUCGAAGUAGUGUUCACAUUGUACCGUGUCACUUUCCACAAUGGUGUGUGUUUUCGAUUGUUGCAGUGAAAAUGUAUUUUGGUAUCUCGUUGAACGAAAAUGAGAAGAAAACUAACGCUUGUCAUGAUAGAAAACGAAAAAACAGUGAAGACGAGGAUGGUCGAUGGGAGCCAAAAACUUCCGGACGACGCGAUAAAACAGCAUAUAAAUUAUACGAAGCGAAAGCAAUCGCUGAAACUCCCACUAUCACAAUCUAUUCUACAACAAGAAAGGAUCAGCCACUAGAAAACACUACAAAUAUUCUAUCACCGCAAUUUACAUCAUCAGCAACAUCCUUAAGCUCGCCACAACUUCUAGUGUACUCUUCACCUCAGCGCAUCGCAUUGUUACCAGCACCAUGUGUUCCACCAAUCAAACGUUUCGUCUUUCAGUACUAG